This is a messenger RNA of Aegilops tauschii subsp. strangulata, 1348 nucleotides long. RefSeq lists its product as uncharacterized. NCBI's taxonomy places the organism in Eukaryota, Viridiplantae, Streptophyta, Magnoliopsida, Poales, Poaceae. Gene Ontology annotation, cellular component: cytoplasm. The record is from RefSeq and is a predicted model, not a curated record. Gene Ontology annotation, molecular function: flavin adenine dinucleotide binding; electron-transferring-flavoprotein dehydrogenase activity.
UCAGCUGUAACAGUCGACAGACAGAGCAGCGGUGGAGUCAGGGGGGGAGCUGGAGGUUCGCAGUUGGUGCGCGAGCGAGACAGCGAGGCGCGGCGAUGGCGGAGGCGGGAAAGCCGAGGGUGGUGGUGGUAGGCGGCGGCAUCGGCGGCGCCCUGCUCGCCAAGACCAUGGAGCCCGACGCCGACGUCGUCCUCCUCGACCCGAAGGACUACCUGGAGGUCACCUGGGCUGAAUUGAGAUCAACGGUUGAACCAUCUUUUGCUGAGAGAUCAUUAAUAUAUCACAGAGAUUACCUCACCACUGCUACUAUUGUAACAUCUUCUGCAGUUAAUAUCACUGAGCAUGCUGUUCUGACUGCUGAUGGUCAAUCACUUGCAUAUGAUUAUCUCGUUGUAGCUACUGGCCAUGUUUUUGCUUCUGCUGGAAGCAGAACAGAGAGGCUUACGGAAUUCCAGAGAGAUAACGAGAAGAUAAAAUCUUCUGAGUCCGUGUUGAUAAUUGGAGGUGGUCCAACUGGUGUUGAACUUGCUGCAGAGAUCGCAGUAGACUAUCCAGAGAAGAAGGUGACACUUGUUCACAGAGGAUCACGAUUACUUGAUUUCAUUGAUCAAAAGGCUUCGAAGAAGUGCCUUGAUUGGCUGACUUCCAAGAAAGUGGAUGUGCUUUUCCAGCAAUCAGUUGACCUAAAAUCAUUAUCAGACACAGAGAAGUUCUACAAAACAUCAGCUGGAGAAACAAUAACAGCUGAUUGCCACUUUGUGUGUAUUGGUAAGCCACUGAGUUCAUCGUGGCUACAUGAUACCAUCCUGAAGGAAUCUUUGGACACCAAAGGAAGAGUAAUGGUGGAAAAGGACCUAAGAGUGAAGGGUUACAAUAACAUUUUUGCAAUUGGUGACAUCACCGAUAUUCCUGAAAUCAAACAAGGGUACCUCGCCCAGAAGCACGCGCUGCUGGUAGCCAAGAACCUGAAGCUACUGAUCAAGGGGUCGCCUCCGAGCAAGCUCGCCACCUACAGCACCGGCUUCCCGCUGGCGAUCGUCUCCCUCGGAAGGAAGGACGGACUGGCACAGCUACCCUACCUGACGCUCACCGGGUGCAUACCGGGGAUGCUCAAAUCCAAGGACCUGUUCGUCGGCAAGACGAGGAAGCAGAUGGGCCUGAGUGCUUGAGCCGAUCUUCAGACAAAAGAAAUAAACCUAUGGCUGGCUGCACAUAUGUGUUGUACUAUGUGUUCUGUGUGCGAGUAAUUGUUGGUGAUGUGCUGCGAAUGGUGAUGAACAUUUUAACAAGAGUGUAAAUGUAUGUAGUACAUGUAUGCAAAGGCCUGCUUGGCCUGCGUUUUGGAGUG